AUGAAUAUUUCAAGAGUCAACUCCAAUCACUGCUUGAAUGCACCUAAACGAAAUUGUAAAACUGUAUUUUGCCAUCGUCUAGCAACGCAUUUUGAAGAUCUUUCAAAUGAACUUUUACUCGAUAUUUUCGAUUUUCUUGAUGGUUAUCAUAUAUUUGAAGCUUUUUCUGAACUUAAUAACCGUAUCCAACAUCUCAUUACUAGUUCUUGUUUCUUUCUCAAACUAAAUAUUCCAUUUAUGUCUAAAUCGAAUUUUAACAGACGUUCGAACAAUAUUAUCCGUCCAUAUAUGAAUCAAAUUAUUUCAUUACAAUUAUCAGAGACAUUUUUCAUCAAAAAUUUCUUUACAUCAUUUCCUGUUGACACAUCAUUCAAUCGUCUCGAAUCGUUGAUACUCAAGAAUCUUAGUGUGAGGCAGAGUGUUGGUAUUCUUAUUAGUUUAGCCCAAUUACCUCGACUCUUCUCUCUCAAAAUCUUUUGUUUCGAAUGUGAUGAACUAUUUAUGAUUUUUCAAUCAAUAUUUCGUCUACCUGUUUUACGAUAUGCCAACAUUUUGUGUUCAAAAUGGAGUACUAGAUUUCCGUUUCCCAUCGCUACGAACGACAAUCAACGAAGUAUGACUCUUGAGUAUCUCGCUGUUGAUAGUCCACCUCAUCUUCCAAAUAUUUUCAAUCUUCUAUCAUAUACACCUACACUUCGUCGUUUGUCAGUUGGGUGUAUUUUGUUUCGUAGAUACAUACCACUAGAACAAUUUAUACUGCCACGCAGUCUGACUAGUAUUUCUCUAUGUUAUUGGCGUUUAUCCUUUGAUGAAUUCGCAUCAUUCAUUGCAAUCGUUGGUUCUGAACUCGAAUUCUUACGCAUUUCAAUUAUUCAUAAAACUGCCCUGUCAAAUGCUUAUCAAUGGCAACAAUUAAUUGUACGUUAUAUGCCACGUUUGCGUACGUUUUUGUUAGAUUACCAUGGUCCAUUAACUAAAGAUGCUCAUGGAAAUAGUCGCUGUCGAGCAUUACUUGAUGAAUUUUCUUCGCCAUUUUGGAUCGAACGACAAUGGUUUUUUGCCCAUAGACAUUGCCAUUGUCAUCAUUUCUAUCCAGCAGAAGUAGGUUUAGCAUUCUAUUCAACUCAAAUGCGCCGGCGACAGUUUUGUCAAUUCGGUGAAUAUUUCGAUAAUAAAAUAUGUUCGUACCGAGACCCACUCUUCAAUUUAUCUUUUGGACCACGCAUUAGUAUAAAAAAUCGAAAUAUUGUUGCCAAUUUUCCCCUUCAAUUUCCUCGUGUAACUGAAUUGGAACUUACCGAUAAUUAUGAUACGAUCAAUAUUGACUCAUUCAUUGAUAAUCUAAGUUAUAUUUUUAUUUUGACAACUAUUACUUAUUUAAAGAUUUCAUUUAAUAAUGAAUUGUUGAACAAUUUUGUUAAACUUCUUAAUCGUAUGCCUAAUGUUCAAAAAUUGAUUCUUGAUGUACGGUUAUCAUGUGAAAUGGAAGUAUCAUCAGAUCAACAAACUAAUACGGCUGACUUGGUAUGCAAUAAUAAUGUGCGAAAUGUAAUAAUAACUAAUGAACUUGCAUCGACCGCUGGUCAACUGAUCAAUAAGCUUUUUCCUCGAAUGGAACGUCUUCGAAUUCAGAACAGAGGGGAUGCUCUCAUAUCAUUUGUACGAACUUUGUUAUCAAACAGAAUUAAAAACAGUCAUCUUUUCUCACUGGUUUUCACUGAUUAUCAUGCGAUGAUCAAAAAAUUGAAGACAAUGAUCGAUAAUGAAAAAUUACUUGAUAAUUAUGAUAUCAAACGUCGACAGGAUGAAUCGUGCUUAUGGUGGUAA
This is a messenger RNA of Adineta steineri, 1827 nucleotides long. NCBI's taxonomy places the organism in Eukaryota, Metazoa, Rotifera, Eurotatoria, Adinetida, Adinetidae. The record is from the annotation of a GenBank genome assembly.